Cydia fagiglandana is the source of this 1661-nucleotide messenger RNA. RefSeq lists its product as uncharacterized. The transcript has 11 exons. Bases 172 to 1557 code for a protein of 461 amino acids. The record is from RefSeq and is a predicted model, not a curated record. Lineage: Eukaryota; Metazoa; Arthropoda; Insecta; Lepidoptera; Tortricidae.
GGGUGCAGGUGGGUUGCAGCAGCCAGAGCGUGCGUAGCCCUCGCCGCGGACGCAUCUAACCAGUUGAUCACGCGUAUGCUGCCCCGCCGUCGCCGUUGACGCGUCGACUUGCACAGCACGCGCGUGCCCGCACCGCCGCCGUUGUUCUGUUGUUGACGACGACGCCGAGCCAUGCCUACCUACUACUUCUUGGUGUUCACCGGCACUUAUACACUGGUGCAGGCGCUGAUUCAAUUCAUUUUUUCACUUAUAGCAAUCGCACAACAUUACUGUGUAAUAAACUUUCUUAGAGGGUAUCCGCUAUUAAUUUACAUCCGGAUGUUAUAUUUUCAUAACCCAAGUAGUUGUGGGACCGAUAUCAACAUCGGGGAAAGCCUGGAGGGCGUAGCCAACGAAGCCUACGUCUACAUAGCCUCCAUGUCUUUCGUCACUACCAGAGCAUUUAUAUUCAGCUGCAUUAGCAUCGGAUUGAGCGUGCUUUGGGCGGCUGGAAGCAUUGUACUAAUCAAAGGAGGAUGGAGAAAGCACCAUUCGAACCACGUACACUGGCCUUGGGUUGCAAUUUCUUUUCUUGUUGGCCUAGAAGACAUAGUCGGCAUAUUAUGCUACAUCAAUGAUUCUUUUCAUACAGAGACGUUGAGGGAUUCAUUAGAAUUCAUAAAUGGAGUAGGCAGCGGUUUCGGCAACAAUAACCCCAGCACAAAAUGGGCGUCGAGGACCAUGGCUCUCCUUCAUGGACGAUUCGGCAUCUGCUUACUCAUCAAUCUAGGGCUCAUUGUUUUUACAAUACUGGAUUGCUCCCGGUACCGGACAUCAGUCACGUCUUCAGUAAGAAGCAUCCUGUAUAUUCACCUAAGCCGAAUUUGUCAUAAUCUCAUAAUGCUCGAGAUAGAGCGAACUGGUAACUUGAACACGAGCCCGGACGCGAGCAGCAAGGCGGAGGAGGGCAGUGACGAGCCCACGUCCAGCGAGCCGAGCGAACCGGCGCCGGUGCCGAAGAUACCGCGCCCUGGCCUCAGUCAGUCUUUCCGCUCUAUGAAAGACAUGCUAUUCCGUAGGUCGGCUUCUAUGAACUCGUUAGACAACAGGAACAAAAACCGUGUGAACUUUAUGGCCGAGGAGUCUGCCUCCGAUCCCAUCCACCCUCCGCGCAGCUUCGAGAACCUGAUCGCGGAGCAGCAGCGGCGCCUGCGCGGGGCCACCGUCGACACCGCCGGCCGCCGCGGCUCUAUGCAAGCCGCGCGCAGUCUUCCGCACCUGAAUACCAUCAAUGUGCAAGAAACGUCACGCGGCGUGCGCAGCGCAGCCGGGCAACUGCCGGGCCAGAUGCCGUGGGCGUACAUCGCGGGAGCCCCGGCCAACCGAAUGAGAGACCAGCUGCCUCCUGACGAGGACCUCCCCCCUGUCCCACUGCCAGACUACACUGCGUUGCAAUCUCACAGAAAAGCAUCCGUGCAUCGGGCAGCAUCGAGUCUAAGUUCAUUGACACAAAAGAAGGACUACACUAACUCCAAAUCCUCUCAUCCGGGGUCAGCACAAGUUGAUGUGUUGUACUAGAGAGGAAAGCAGCUAUCCGAAUCGAAUAUUGAUGGAGAAGUAAAUCUGGGUAGUCUUCAAUCAUCCCCUGAUUCCUCCACCGACGUCGAUAUUACGUGUGUGAC